AUGUUGUCACCAAAGGCCAUCACCACCCUGUUCAACUUCAUCCUGUUGGCCUCCGCGGCCCCCGGAAAGCGUCAAUCCACUGGCUCCGGAUCCUGCACCGAUCUUCACCUCUUCUUCGCUCGUGGCUGGAACGAGGGCUACCCCGGACGCCAACAGUCUCUUUAUGAGGCUACCUGCACCGGUCUUUCCAGCUGCGACUACGAAGACAUCCUUUUCGAUGCGUCAAACCCCUCGGGUUACCCUAAUGCGGUUGAGGAGGGCCGAACCUCCGGCGUUGCUCAGAUCAAGGCCUACGUUGCGAAGUGCCCCGAUUCCAAGAUCGUCCUGAGUGGCUACAGCGAAGGUGCCAAUAUUGUUGGCGACAUUCUCGCUGAUUCGGGCCUCGAUGCCACUUCCACGCCCGGCAGCAAAGUUUGCGCUGCACUCCUUUUCGGUGACCCAACCCACAUUGCCGACCAAAGCUACAACGUCGAAGCCGGAUCCACCUACAGCGGCCAAAUGGCUCGCUCUAGCUCGUCUCUCGCCAACCUGAACAACUUUUCUAGUGUCCUGCGCUCUUGGUGCAACGGCGAGGACACCGUCUGUGCCUAUGGUGACGGUACUCGCACGAUGGGCGAGGAUGCCCACACCAACUACUUCCAGCUGUACACAAAUGAUGGCGCCGCCUACAUCAAGGAGAAGUGCGUUCCCUCUGGAACCACUCCGACCGCGACCGCGACAUCCAGCAUUCCCGCCCCGACUUCUACCGGUUCCUUCUGCACUUCCGGCAAGGUCAAGUCCGGCCUGUCGGACAACUACAGCGGCCUCUGUGCCUUCGCUUGCUCCAACGGAUACUGCCCUGACGGUGUCUGUGAGUGUGCCUCUUACGGCGAGCAGACCACCAGCCCGGGUGGCGAUGGACGGGACGGAUGCCCCGCCACCGGACUUGACGACAGCUACAAGGGACUUUGCAGCUUCAGCUGCAGCCACGGUUACUGCCCUACAGGCGCUUGCGAGUACUGUUAA
Messenger RNA from Colletotrichum siamense, 1005 nucleotides. RefSeq names its product Acetylxylan esterase (gene axe1-1). The transcript is spliced from 2 exons. Gene Ontology annotation, molecular function: hydrolase activity. Bases 1 to 1005 code for a protein of 334 amino acids. Lineage: Eukaryota; Fungi; Ascomycota; Sordariomycetes; Glomerellales; Glomerellaceae. The record is from RefSeq and is a predicted model, not a curated record.